Molecule: messenger RNA, 408 nt
Organism: Cynocephalus volans (Philippine flying lemur)
Lineage: Eukaryota; Metazoa; Chordata; Mammalia; Dermoptera; Cynocephalidae
Gene: RBP5
Product: retinol binding protein 5
Exons: 4
Biological process (GO): fatty acid transport
Cellular component (GO): nucleus; cytosol
Molecular function (GO): fatty acid binding
Source: RefSeq, a predicted model, not a curated record
AUGCCUCCCUCCCUCACCGGCUACUACCGCUUUCUCUCACAGAAGAACAUGGAGGACCACCUGCAAGCCCUGAACGUCAACCUGGCUCUGCAGAAGAUAGCGCCGCUGCUGAGGCCAGACAAGGAGAUCGACCGUAAGGGCAACCACAUGACAGUGAACACUCUCAGCACCUUCCGCAGCUAUAUUUUGGAAUUCGAUGUGGGAGCUGAAUUUGAGGAAGACCUAAAGAUCGUGGAUGGACGAAAAUGCCAGACCAUAGUAACCUGGGAGGAGGACCAGCUGAUGUGUGUGCAGAAAGGGGAGGUCCCCAACUGAGGCUGGAAACACUGCCUGGAGGGAGAGGAGUUGCAUCUGGAACUGACUGCCAGGGAGGCCGUGUGCAAGCAGGUCUUCAGGAAGGUCAAGUAA